This is a messenger RNA of Manihot esculenta (cassava), 2296 nucleotides long. RefSeq names its product AUGMIN subunit 3. Lineage: Eukaryota; Viridiplantae; Streptophyta; Magnoliopsida; Malpighiales; Euphorbiaceae. The coding region runs from base 204 to 2054 and encodes 616 amino acids. Gene Ontology annotation, biological process: centrosome cycle; spindle assembly. The transcript has 18 exons. The record is from RefSeq and is a predicted model, not a curated record. Gene Ontology annotation, cellular component: mitotic spindle; HAUS complex; centrosome.
GAAAUACUCAAAAUUCAAAAUGCUUGGAGUUAACAAAUGUAAGCACAGUAAAGCUGUAAAAAGAAAGGAACACUGAGUAUUACGGAUAGCACCACCUUCAAAAACCAGCCUGAUUUCAAUCAGGCCGGCGCCAAAAACCCUCUCUCUCAUUACUCUUUAACUCUACCAACGCUCAACUAAUUGAUCGCCGAUAAACAAUCGAAAUGAGCGGAGCUCGAUUGUGCUCUUUGCUCGUUGAAUUGGGAUAUGAAGGUGCUGAUACAUUGGACCCUGACAGCUUCGAAUGGCCCUUUCAAUACGACGAUGCUCGCCCCAUCCUCGACUGGAUCUGCUCCAGCCUCCGCCCCUCCAACGUCCUUUCUCUCUCCGAACUCUCCCAGUAUGAGCAGUUUCUGCAGGAAGGGAGGCUACUGGAGGGGGAAGAUUUAGACUUUGCUUAUGAUAGCAUUUCAGCCUUUUCUUCUGGUAGAGACAAUCAGGAAGCAGUUUUUGGAUCUGAAGAAAGUUUAAAAGAUAUACGGGAUGCAACUCUGGCAUAUAAAAGUGAAGCUUUAGAGUUGCAGAGACAGCUCAGGUAUCUACAGUCUCAAUUUGACAUGCUCACUGGCCAGGCAUCGGCUUUGAUUCAAGGGAGACGGGCUCGAGUUGCUGCAACAUCUACUGUCAAUGGACACCUUACAUCAAUAGAUGAUAGUCUUUCUGCACGAAAUUUACGGAUGAAUGAAGUUCUUGGAAGGAUUGCAUCUACAGCACAAGAGUUGGCUCAUUAUCACUCUGGGGAUGAGGAUGGCAUUUACUUAGCUUACUCUGAUUUUCAUCCAUACUUGCUUGGAGAUUCAUCCUGUAUAAAGGAACUAAAUCAGUGGUUUUCUAAGCAGUUGGACACGGGUCCUUUUCGGCUUGUUGCUGAAGAGGGAAAAUCAAAAUGUUCAUGGGUGAGCCUUGAUGACAUCUCAAAUAUUUUAGUAAGAGACUUAGAACAAUCUCAUCACCAACGUGUAUCUGAGUUGCAACGGCUUCGAUCCAUAUUUGGAACAAGUGAAAGACAAUGGGUUGAAGCUCAGGUUGAGAAUGCUAAGCAGCAAGCCAUUCUCAUGGCACUUAAAUCUCAAAUAACUUCAGAUGAAGCUCAUAUUCAUCUUGAUCUUCACACUCUCAGAAGAAAGCAUUCUGAACUGGUGGGGGAGCUUUCAAAUCUUCAUCACAAAGAAGAGAAGUUAUUAUCCGAGACCAUUCCGGAUCUUUGUUGGGAGCUUGCUCAACUACAAGACACAUACAUUUUGCAAGGUGAUUAUGAUCUGAAGGUCAUGCGACAAGAAUAUUAUAUUAGUCGACAGAAAGUGUAUAUAAAUCAUCUCAUCAAUCAGUUAGCAAGGCACCAGUUCUUAAAAAUAGCUUGUCAGUUGGAAAAAAAGGACAUGCUUGGGGCAUAUUCAUUACUUAAAGUUAUUGAGUCAGAGCUUCAAGGGUACCUGUCAGCAACUAAAGGCAGAGUGGGUCGUUGCUUGGCGCUGACUCAAGCUGCAUCUGAUAUACAAGAACAAGGAGCAGUGGAUGAUCAGGAUACUCUUAUGCAUGGUGUCAGAGACCUUCUAAGCAUUCAUUCAAAUGCUCAAGCUGGAUUAUCAACAUAUGUAUCAGCCCCAGGCAUUGUACAGCAGAUUUCUGCUCUUCAUUCUGACUUGAUGACACUGCAGUCUGAUCUUGAAAACGCUCUUCCAGAAGACAGAAAUAGAUGCAUCAAUGAAUUGUGCAUACUUAUUCAGAGUUUACAGCAAUUACUAUUUGCAUCUUCAACAACCGCGCAGCCAAUAUUGACACCACGUCCAUUGAUGAAGGAGCUUGAUGAAAUGGAAAAGAUAAAUGCAAAGCUCUCUGCUGCAGUGGAAGAGGUCACUCUUGAACACUGUAAAAAGAAUGAGAUUGUGAAACAUCAUUCGCAGGAGGUUGGGCUUCAAAGGCGUGUUUUUGUUGACUUCUUCUGCAACCCUGAUCGUUUGAGAAGCCAAGUUAGAGAAUUGACUGCACGAGUUAGAGCUUUGCAAGUUUCAUAACCCAUUCACUUCAUUUAUGUAGUUAAAUUCUUUUUUUUUUUUUUUUUUUUUUUGUGGGGGGGGGGGGGGGGGGUUCUUUUCUCCCCGACCAACCAAUGCACAAAGAGACUACUGAAUCACUGCAUGUAGAGUUGUCAAUGUGGCCAUUGUAAAGGGUAUUGUAACUGCUGUUCCCAGCUUGUGUUGUUUACAAAUGCCAAAUAUAAACUUGACGUACUAAUAUUAACCUUCUAUUUAAACCA